AUGAUCUCUCAAAUAAACCGCUUCGUCAACAAUGGCGCCGGUCUGGAAAAGACCCUCCGUCUGAUCCAGUCCUCAGCCCAGGUCGCCAGCGUGUUCACCGUAAACAGCACCGCCGUGCGCCUGACAACCGCAAAACUGCAAUUGGCACUGACACGGCGGUUCUUCCGCUUCUUCGGCUUCAUCGAGUCCUUCCAGCGCGUCGCGGCUCUACUAAACAGAGAUGCCAUGGGAUCGAUAUCCGGGUGGCUGGAUAUGGCUAAAUGGACCUGUUUCGGUUUCUACUUCGUUCUAGAGGAUUUAACUAUCCUCCACGCAAUGGGCGUCUACGCCGUCCCCUGGGAAGAGCGCAUCAUGCGCGAAGCAAACACAUACUGGUUCUACGCUCUAUGUUUCUCAUUACUGGGAACAAUCUACGCGCUCCUCUUCUCCAGCAACGAAAGUCAGAGCAAGGGAAAGGGCAAGAGGGGUGGACGGAAGAGCGAGAAGGCGGCUGCUGCUCCUAAAAUCGACUCGUCGGCGCUGUGGACGGCUUUCGUGAUUGAUGGGUGUGACUUGUUGAUUCCGGCUGAGCUUUUGGAUUGGAUGCCCACGGGUGAUUUGGUGAUUGGGUCUACUAUGAUUCUUAGUACGCUUUUGGCUGCUAGGGGAAUUUGGAAGAAGGUCUUGAUCUGGCAAAAAAUGGACUCGCGGGGAAUCGAACCCCGGACCACUCCCAUGCUAAGGGAGUAUUAUACCACUAAACCACAAGCCCAAUUGAAUGAGAAGCGGGCCAGCUUUAGGCUAUAUGAGCCAAGAUAG
Penicillium waksmanii is the source of this 798-nucleotide messenger RNA. RefSeq names its product PEX11 domain protein. Lineage: Eukaryota; Fungi; Ascomycota; Eurotiomycetes; Eurotiales; Aspergillaceae. Gene Ontology annotation, cellular component: peroxisomal membrane. Bases 1 to 798 code for a protein of 265 amino acids. The transcript has 4 exons. Gene Ontology annotation, biological process: peroxisome fission; regulation of peroxisome size. The record is from RefSeq and is a predicted model, not a curated record.